AUGAAUAUAGGAUUCAAAAUUGAAAUCAAGUCAAAUAUUUAUAAGCUUCCUGGAAGAAUUCUUACAUAUGCAUAGCUUGUUGAUCAGAUUAAAUAAAAUUUUAAAGACAGAAUUCCACUUAAAUUCAAAAUAAAUUAUUCUUUUAAUGAUGAUUCAUAAUCUUUAAUUGUAUCUUGCGAAUAAGAAUUCAAACAAUUGAUAGCUUGCGCCGCUGAAAGAAACAUGAAAAAUAUCAAGCUAAAAAUUGUUGAAUCAACAGAUGAAGAUAAUAUACUCAAUGAUUUAGAUGAAUCCUUAUUUAAUCUUUGUGAGCUAAUGGACUGCUUUGAUUUAGAAGACCCUUAACUGAAUUAGAAUUACAGCUUAUCAUGCAUUGACAAGAGUGUAAAUAAUGAAGCUGGCCUCUUCAGCGAAGGUGGAAAUGCCAAAACAUUUGCAAGCUAGUGCGAUUUAGAAGAAAAAUUAAAUUAAUUAGAAAUGGCAUUUAGCCAGGCUGAUGCUCAUAAUAUUGAAAACACAUGCUAAAAUAAUAGAGAUACAGAUUGUAAUUUAGAAAGUGCUUUGAUUUAGAACGAAAAAAAGAUUGAAAGAGUAAUUAAUUUAGAUGAAUCAGCUAUUAUUUUUAUUAGAUCUGAGAAUUACUCACCCAUGCCUUUAAAUUAAGAGUAAGAAUAAUCUAUCGAACUUAUCGGAAAUAGUCAGUUAUAAGAAAGAGUAAAUAAUAACAGUGAGCACAUCGCAGCUAGCAGCUGCAAGUAUUGUUGCAUGGAAAAAUAACAAAAAUCCACUUAAUAGGGGGAGAACAUUUAGAUGAAAUAAUUCAUUAGAUGCGAUAAUUAAAUUAAAUUCUUCUGUAAAUUAAAUGAAAAUUAAUUAGAAUAGACAAAAAUUCCAUCUUUUUCUUCUUUAAACAAUCGCUUGCUGAACUAAGAUUUAGAUUGUAUAUAAUCAAUUGAAAUACCCUCUUAUGUUAAUUAAAUUUUACCUCACUCUGCUUCUUAAUUCACUCCAUUAAUUUCUAAUCUUUAAAAUAUCAUCAAAAAAUAAAAUGAUUUGCCCUUUGAUGAAAAUUUCUCUUCUUCUAUUUCUAAGUCGACUAGAUCCAAUCACAGUAGAACCAAAGAGCAAGAGCUGCAUCAUUAAAAUGAUUAGCUUUUAAGCUAACCAUUUUAACAAUUAUUAUACCAAUCUAAUUCAUUUAGCCAGAGCCCAAUUUGCUCUUAGCUAUUAAAUCAAAACCAAAAAAAGAAUUUGAUUAGUUAGAAUUUUAAUUAAAAUUUUACAAAUGCAGUAGCAAAUCACGAAGAAUUCUCCAACACAACAUCCUAAACAGCUUAAGAAUAAGUAUUAUUCCCUCAUGCAAAUAAUAGAAGAAAAAGUAAAACUACCAUCACGCAUGUUCCUAUCCCUAGCAAAUUAACUAAUAGUAUUUUUGUUGAUAAUGGUAAUUAAAGCACUGUUGAUCAAUCCCAAAUUUCAUUCUUAAAUGGGAGCAACUAAACUAAUUUAGGAACAAACUCUAUCCUAUCUCGCAAAGUUGGUAAAUUUCCUGAUUAAAGCCUAAACCAAUCCAUUACACUCAAUGAAGCUAAUAUUAACAAUACUUAAAAAUUAUACCCCUAUCACUGCUCUUAACAUUUAACUCUUAAACAAAGCCCUCAAUUAAAUAUUUACUGCUCUUAAAAAAUUUAAAGUCACCAGAUGAAUAAUUUUUAUAAUUCAUCUAAUGCUGAUGAUUUUAAGAAUUAAAAAAACAACUUGUAAGUAAUGUAAAAUAAAAUUACAGUAUCAUGUGACAGUAAUAAUAACUAUGCAAAAUAAAGCACCUGCACCUUAUCACCUGAAAGCACACUAGAAAACGAUAGAGGAAGGCGUUAAAGCUAAAAGUUUUAAGUUUGCUCUUAUAGAGCUAAGGUAAUGAACUCCCCUAAAAAGCAGCUUAUUGUAGCUCCUAAUGCUUCAUUUACUGAGGUUAUUUAACUCAAGAAUAAUGGUGAAUUUUAAUGGCCUUAAAAUGUUCUACUUAAAUGCAUAGAAGGUGUUUAUGAAGGAUAAUCAUAAUCGAUUGAAAGUGCAUAAACAUAAUCAGUAGUGACAUCGAUAGUUAACUUUGUUGCCCCAAAUUAAAUUGGAAUUUCUAAAAUUUCAUUUCGUUUAUGCUAUAAUAAGGAUGAAGAAUAAUUGAAAUACUUUGGUCCCAAGAUAACCUUUGAAUUAAAUAUAAAGAUUAAUACAGAAAUAGACAAUUAAUAGGAUAAUUGUGGAGCUAAACAAUUUAAUUCUAAAGAUGCGAGCACAAAUUUAAUAUAAUCUUCAUAAACAGUUUAGUUUGUUUAGUUUCCUUAGAAUAGCUGCAAUUUAUCUUAAAACAAAGAUGAUAAAAUCUCUACAUCCUGCUGCUCCAUUCCCAGCCAAAAUUUAAUCAACUUACAAUAAUAUAAAUAGUAUCUCAAUCAAAAUUCUAUAAAUACUAUCGUGUCUGCUACUUCUACAUCUAUUUCUCCCAUAAAAAGCACAAAUAAUCAAAAUUGCUGUUUAGCAGACAUGCAUAACAAAGUUAAUUGCUCCAAGUUUGAAAAUGUAUUUGACUUUAACAUAGAAUAGAAAAAUGUUUCAAACAUUGAUUAAUUUUAUCUAUUACAAAAAUCUAAUAUAAAUAAUCUUCCUUUUAGAAGAUCUAUAAACAGUAGCUGA
Molecule: messenger RNA, 2694 nt
Organism: Tetrahymena thermophila SB210
Lineage: Eukaryota; Ciliophora; Oligohymenophorea; Hymenostomatida; Tetrahymenidae
Exons: 1
Source: RefSeq, a predicted model, not a curated record